UGCUCCUUUGUGCUCAAAGUCAUCGCCAUCGCCUGGAUUACUUCGCGAAAGCGCCGUGCUCUCUCGCUCUCCAGGGAGAGGAGAAGGUAGAGGGAGGGGAUAGGAGAGAGGAGAAGGGAGAGGAGGGAUAGCGUCCCUCGGUGUCACGAUGAGCCAGCUCGCGAGCAAGUUGCGCACACUGGCGCAGAGACGAGAGCUCUCCCGAGCCCCGAGUCCCAUCGGCACGUCGGAGACCCCGGGCAGACCCCCGCUCGCCGCCCCCUCCGCUCCGAGCCCGGGGGGUGACCCCGAACAGCAGGGAGAGGCGGGCGGUGGCGUGAAGCGUUUCGAGGUCCUCUAUGUGGGGCGCCUCGCAGUGGGGGGCAAAUUGGGCCCCCCCUCGCUUGUCGACGACAGCAUCACGGCGCUGCACUGGCGCUACGGCGCUGAAGGGGACAGCUCCCCGGAGGAGCCCUGCGAGCCCGGUCGAGACCCCUUCGAAGCCGACCCCCCCGACCCCGCGGGGAGCCCGGGCGGGCCCCGUGGCGGGCAGAGUGCGGGGUCCAGGAGGAGCAAGCUGGACAUGCAGAGGGACCGCACGAUGCUAUUCCAGGUGGGUGAGGCGUACGUCACUCUGGUGAGUCCCGACUGCAAGGGCGUGGUGCUGGAGAGGUCUUUCCAAGACAUCUCCUACUGCUCGCGGGGCCUCUCCAGGACCGACCACUUCGGCUUCAUCUGCAGGGAGGCGGCCGACUCGGGGCCCGCCAGCACGCACAUCUGCUACGUGUUCCAGUGUACGGACACGUCACUGGUGGAUGAGAUCAUGAUGACGCUGCGGCAGGCCUUCCAAUCUGCGGCCGCCACCAAGGUCGCCCGUCGCAGGCCUGGGCCGGAGACGCGGGCAACCACAUCCACCCGGCCAGCGCACGCCGGUGUCCACGCGAGGAGGGACGACGCUGGUGGGGGGCGAGGCGGGGAGGGCGACGCACGCACGGUGACGUCCGCGCGUCUACGUGCACAGGAGCCCACGCGGAGCCACAUAAUCUCGGCCCAGCAGCAGCAGCAGCAAGAGCAGCAGCAUCAUCAGAGCUCAGGCGGUUUAGGCAAACUGGAAUUCCUGAAGAGCAAGGCCUCCAAGGGUCUCGCCACCUCUCUGGAGAACAUCUUCUCAGCGCUGGGAGGCGCCAAGCCCAGGAGUGGCUCUGGGAGCGACAGCCUCAGGUCCCGGAGUAACACCUUCACCUCCGACUCCUCCAGGGAGUCGACAUCUCCCCCACCCUCCCCCCUCCACUGCGGCCCCCCCCACGGGGACCCAAGCCGGCGGAGGCUGCGUGCCCCCCACGCCUCCACCUCCUCCAACGACCAGGACAGCAGCGACUCCGACACCCGGAACUGGUGA
Messenger RNA from Lethenteron reissneri (Far Eastern brook lamprey), 1378 nucleotides. Its product is annotated as TBC1 domain family member 4-like. The record is from RefSeq and is a predicted model, not a curated record. Lineage: Eukaryota; Metazoa; Chordata; Hyperoartia; Petromyzontiformes; Petromyzontidae.